Messenger RNA from Drosophila montana, 2465 nucleotides. RefSeq names its product N(alpha)-acetyltransferase 30 A (gene Naa30A). The coding region runs from base 307 to 1473 and encodes 388 amino acids. Lineage: Eukaryota; Metazoa; Arthropoda; Insecta; Diptera; Drosophilidae. Gene Ontology annotation, cellular component: NatC complex. Gene Ontology annotation, molecular function: protein-N-terminal amino-acid acetyltransferase activity. The transcript is spliced from 4 exons. Gene Ontology annotation, biological process: N-terminal peptidyl-methionine acetylation. The record is from RefSeq and is a predicted model, not a curated record.
UUUUAUCCCGCCACUUUAUUUUCCAGGAACUGUGACUUAUUAUCAAAAACUGCUCUUGGUCACAGGCACGUUAACAUCGCCCAUCGCUUGUGGAGCUGUAUGAGUGUGUGUGUGUGCGUGUGUGCGGGUGUGUGAAUGAAAAACUUGCAACUGUGAAAAUAUAACCAAAAAUAAAGACGAUUUUGUCUUGAGUGCGUUGACUCCCCGCCAGCGACAGUGACGUAGCCCAUCAACAGCUGGGAAGUUGCAGCAGUUGGAGCAGAAUUAAAAUACUGCUUUCGUUCAGCAGCAGCGACUCGGGCGGCCAUGGCGGACACGGCGACAGCAGCGACAACUGCGGCGGCCUCCAAGAAAAAGUACAGAAAUAAAAAGAAAAUACAGCAGCAGCCACAAAAGUCAGAGGCAAAGCCAGCACAAGCAGUCAAGGCUAUUGUGCACCAAGCCAAUGGGCACGUCGUCCAGUCUGAGACUGAUGAAGCAAAUGUGUCCUUAAUCAAUGGCAUCAUGGAGCAGGUGCAACUGUGCAAUGGCCAUGCCAAGGAGGGGGCAAAGGCAACAGCUGAGCCAAUGGCUGGCACGGCCCCAGUUGCGGCCACUGUUAAUGGCCAUGUCAAUAAAAGCACUGCCAUCAACAACAACAAUCACAUAAACAAUAACAACAUCAGCAGCAACAACAACAACGAUGUCAACAACAUCAACACCGGUAGCCGCAACAGAAGCAAUAAUAACAAUAGUAGCAGCCGCAGUAAGGCGAAAAACAACAACAAGUCCCAAGCGUCGUACGAGGAAUCGGAAAGCGGGAUGCAGGAUCAGCAAACGACAAGCGUAUCAGCAGCAAAUACUGAAAUAGUGACAAGAAAAAUCACUGCCAACACACACACAACAACAGCAAAGAUUACGGAGGCCAGCGCCCAGGAUGAGGCGCCUUCGACAUCAGCAGCUGCUGCGGCAGCCGUUGCUGAGUCAGAGCCCCAACAAGAACAAAAACAGCUCCAGCUUGAACCUGCCAUUUCAGCCGAUGAGAUAGUCUAUAAGGAAUACGAAGCCGAGCAUCAAAUGCAUGAUAUAAUGCGUCUGAUACAAGCCGAGCUGUCUGAGCCAUAUUCGAUAUACACGUACCGCUAUUUCAUCUACAACUGGCCAAAACUAUGCUUCCUCGCCGCGCACGAUAAUCAAUAUGUGGGCGCCAUUGUAUGCAAGCUGGACAUGCAUAUGAACGUGCGACGCGGCUACAUAGCGAUGUUAGCGGUGCGUAAGGAGUAUCGCAAGCUUAAAAUUGGCACCACGCUUGUAACCAAAGCCAUUGAGGCCAUGCUUGCUGACAAUGCUGACGAAGUGGUGCUGGAAACGGAGAUGCGCAACGAGCCGGCGCUCCGCCUGUAUGAAAACCUGGGCUUUGUGCGUGAUAAACGACUUUUUCGUUAUUAUUUAAACGGUGUGGAUGCGCUUCGCUUGAAGCUCUGGUUUAGAUGAGCCGACGCAUCGUUAAAUGAUGUUGAAAUUAUUGUCUAGUGGCCGCCAGGCGAGAGCUCUAAAUAGGAUGCCUUGUUUCAACUAUAUAGUUAAAAACCAAUGUUUUCGUUGGGCUGGCUUCCAUACUGUCCACAAGAACGGGACUCUUGUUUGUUUUUUUUUUUUUUAAAUAUAUAUAUAUAUAUAAAUACAUAUAUAUGAAUAUUAAUUUUAUUAGGCAUUUGUUUGUCAUUUAAUUUCUUCUCACGUGGCGCAUGACAAACAAUCUUUUGUACCUAUUAACUAGGAUUUACAAUUUUUAUUUUCUUUAAUUAAUGUAUGUAAAUUAUUUUAAUAAUUUAAGCGUAUGGCAACAAAAGAAACAACUAUAACAGUAGCAGCCGUAACAGUAACAACAAAUAAAUACAUGCAAAUAAAAACCUUACGUACACAUGCAAUACGUGAUUUACAUACUUACAUAAUUGCCUAAUUGCGAGUGCAUAAAAACGAAGAAAAUCAGAAGCAAUAAUUGCAUUAUAUUGUACAUUAAACACAAACGAUAUUACAAUCUAAAGCGCAUAAACAAACACACAUAAACUAAUAAACAAAAUAUUCAUAUUUAUUUAGGACUAUGUUAUAAAAACAACAACAAACGCAAUACAUAUGUAUGCAUAUGAAACAUUGAAACCGAACACACACAUAAUAUCGCAAGCAAUUACAUAAUUAAAUAAUUACAAUUUAUAUAUAUAUACACAUAAACAUAUACAUAUAAGCAUUGUGUUUUGUUAUACACACAUACUUACACUCGUACUUGUAUACACACAAAGAAACAAACAUAGGAAUAUGUUGAGUCAGAUUGUGCAUGCUAAUUUAUAGCAUUUUAAACAUUUACACACAUAGUUGAAAAAUUAAGAAAGCCUAAACUUAAAUGAAAAGAAAAAAAACAAAACUAACUAAAUAGAGAAGAAAUAAAAAUAUUGGAAUGCAGCAUGAGGCGCGUUGUUAACGAUCAA